Molecule: messenger RNA, 1197 nt
Organism: Canis lupus familiaris (dog)
Lineage: Eukaryota; Metazoa; Chordata; Mammalia; Carnivora; Canidae
Product: collagen alpha-1(I) chain-like
Exons: 5
Coding region: 1-1197 (398 amino acids)
Source: RefSeq, a predicted model, not a curated record
AUGGGGGUGCAGGCCCCUGGGUGGGACGAGGUCAUGGGGGUGCAGGCCCCUGGGGGGGACGAGGUCAUGGGGGUGCAAGUCCCUGGGGGGGAUGAGGUCAUGAGGGUGCAGGCCCCUGGGGGGGACGAGGUCAUGGGGGUGCAGGCCCCUGGGGGGGACGAGGUCAUGGGGGUGCAGGCCCCUGCCGGGGGGACACAAGGUCACGGGCGUGCAGGCCCCUGGGGAGGCGAGGACAUGGGGGCGCCGCGGCAGCAGCGGGACAUGUCCGCCUUCACCAUCAGGCCAAGGGCUGGAAUAGAGGUUUUCCAAGUCCUGGAGACAAAGGGCGAGAAAUGCUCCCUCUACAGCCGUGUCCUCCCCCGUCUGUCCUUUGCCGGCAGCUGGGGCGCCUGCGCUGACCCGCCGCGCACCCCAACGGGUCUGCAGGGCGGCUCCCGAGGACGUUCUGUCCCCCAGGGGACCCGCCCUGUCCAGGGGGCCGCCCAGGCCUUCGGCAGGGCCCACGCAGUGGGGGAGUCGGGGCCCCCACGCACCCCAGCUCCAGGGGAACCCUUCCUGGAGCCCGGCCCCGCCCCCGCAGGCCUGCAGCUGGAGCCCGUGGGGAGCAGGGGCGGCGGCCAGAGGCGGCGGGCGCUGCCUGAUGGGGAGCAGCUGCGGCCCCGGUUCUCGCCCGGCCGACGGCUGCACCCUGCCCGACGGCGCCUUGGCACCCAGGGCCCCGCUUCCCCCGUGGGGCCACCGUCCUGCAUCUGCUGGGAUCCAGUCCGGGGCGCCCCUCGGGGCGCAGGUGGGGUCCGGUACCCGCACAGGCCGCGCCACAGCACAGCCGCCUCCCACGGCAGAGCCGGGGUCAGAACCCGCUCCCCGCGAGCCGACUGGUCCUCGCAGCCGGGCACGAACCCUUGGGGGGCCCUGGUAGGGCAGCUUCAUCCCAUCCGCAGAGCUGGGACCCCCUGGGCGCCCCGCCUGGGCUCGAGCCGCGUCUCGGGGGUCUUUGCCACGCCCGGCCAGGGGCCCGCGGCGACACACGUCCUUGCAGCCCUGCUGCUCACGGGCUCGUCCUCUGCCCCGUGGGGACCACGACAGUGCAAACGGGAAGGCGGCCGUGGAGAAGGUGGCCCAGGGCCGGCCGGCGCCUUCCCGCGGCCCCGAAGGCCCUCCGGGGACCCCACGGCCCUCGCAGGUGCUCGCUGCUGA